Messenger RNA from Pelecanus crispus (Dalmatian pelican), 469 nucleotides. The record is from RefSeq and is a predicted model, not a curated record. Lineage: Eukaryota; Metazoa; Chordata; Aves; Pelecaniformes; Pelecanidae.
AUGGCGAGCGAAACUAAAACCCUGGACUUCCAUCAGGUGCUGAACUGCAGGAGGAUUUUGGAUCUGAUUGUUUUGGGCAGGAAUCUAUCUCUGGUUGUGCUAUCAACAACAGUGAAUGUUGAUGGGCACGUACUGGCAGUGUCUGACAACAUGUUUGUUCACAACAACUCCAAGCAUGGACGGAGAGCAAGGAGGCUCGACCCCUCAGAAGCCACACCGUGCAUCAAAGCAAUCAGCCCAAGUGAAGGCUGGACUACAGGGGGAGCAAUGGUCAUCAUUAUUGGAGACAACUUCUUUGAUGGGCUGCAAGUUGUAUUUGGAACCAUGCUUGUAUGGAGUGAGCUUAUCACGCCUCAUGCCAUUCGAGUUCAGACACCUCCACGUCACAUUCCCGGAGUGGUUGAAGUGACAUUAUCGUACAAAUCCAAACAGUUUUGCAAAGGCGCACCGGGCAGGUUUAUUUACACAG